AUGGCAGAUUUAGGUGGAAAUGCAGAAUUUGGAGAAGUUUGCAACUUCUUCCGGAAGCCAAUAAAGAAGCAAAACAUUAGAAAGCGAAGGGUUGAUGAAGAUGAGGAGGAUGACGGCUCAAAAUCUGGGGGCACAUUAUUACCAAGUCAAAGAAAAGCCUCAAAGCUCGAUGGCAAGCUGUAUUUUUCUAGUGGACCUACUACGAGCUCUACUCCUGGUAGUAGUGCAAUCUUUGAGUUCAAGUCUUCAAAAGAAAUCCAAGUUGAACAUGAUAGUAGAGCAACUGCGACUUUGGAGACUGAGACUGACUUCUCUAGAGAUGCUCGAGCACUUCGUGAGAGAGUUCUUAAGUAG
Prunus persica (peach) is the source of this 354-nucleotide messenger RNA. RefSeq names its product zinc finger CCCH domain-containing protein 1-like. NCBI's taxonomy places the organism in Eukaryota, Viridiplantae, Streptophyta, Magnoliopsida, Rosales, Rosaceae. Gene Ontology annotation, biological process: snoRNA splicing. The coding region runs from base 1 to 354 and encodes 117 amino acids. The record is from RefSeq and is a predicted model, not a curated record. The transcript has 2 exons. Gene Ontology annotation, cellular component: U2-type spliceosomal complex.